AUGCCUCACAAGUUCUACCAUGGCCGAACCGGCCGCGUCUGUAACGUCACCAAGCGCGCUAUUGAUGUUGAAGUCAACAAGCAGGCAUCAAGCACCUCUGCAAUCAUUAGGAAGAGAAUACACGUUCGUGUGGAGCAUGUCCAGCCCUCGAGGCCCCACGGGGAGUUUCUGCAGAGGAUAAAAAAGAAUGACCAGUUGAAGUCGGAAGCCAAGUCAAUGGGCAAAAUCAUCAGCACCAAGAGGCAACCAGAAGAUCCCAAGCCAGGAUUUAUGGUGGAAGGUGCCACCAUUGAAACUGUAACAACCAUUCCCUAUGAUGUGGUCAACGACCUCAAGGGCGGUUAUUAA
Striga hermonthica is the source of this 348-nucleotide messenger RNA. Lineage: Eukaryota; Viridiplantae; Streptophyta; Magnoliopsida; Lamiales; Orobanchaceae. The record is from the annotation of a GenBank genome assembly.